CUGGAAAGGUGAAUCAUGAGCCAUGUAUCAACAAAGGAAAGCCAAGAAAUAGAAGUCCAGCUCAAAAAAGACAAGGAGCUUUAUUUAAAAACCAAAAAGGAGCCACAUCUUCUGCUGCUGGGCAGUGGUGACAGCGGCAAGACCACCUUUCUUCGACAAAUCAAGAUUCUACACGGAGGAGGCUUUUCAAAAGAAGAAAAGCGAGAUUACUUGGAACGUAUUGCCACCAACAUAUUCGAUUCUAUUGCAGAGCUCUUGCGUGGUGCGUCUGAAAACAAUGGCACAUUCUCCGCUGUCACGAUGGAAUCCAUCGACAAGAUACACAGUCAAUUGAGUUAUUCUAGAAGCACUGGAAAUCUUUCUAUAGUCUUUCGACCAUUUACAUUAGAAUUGGCCAAUCAUAUCAAUAUCAUUUGGAAUGAUGAGUAUACUCAAAAGCUAUUCGCUAACAGGGCAAAAUUCAAGCUUCAGAUUCAAGACACAGCUGACUACUUUUUGUCCAGGAUCAUGACAAUUGCGGGAGAAAACUAUACUCCGACAGAAGAAGAUAUUAUUCGGAUUCGUUCACAAACUACGCGGAUUACUGAAACCAUUGUCACUGUUGGAAAAAACACCUAUCAUUUUUAUGAUGUGGGCGGACAGAUAAAAUAUCGCAAGCAAUGGACACCCUAUUUUGACACUGUUCAUAGUAUUGUGUUUGUGGUAUCACUGGCAUCAUUUGAUCAGUUUCUUGCAGAAGAUCCAACCAUCAAUAGAAUGCACGACGCACUAGAUCUGUUUGGUCAAAUUAGCGACCAUCCUCUUCUCAGACAUAUUCCCAUAACGUUGUUUUUAAACAAAAAGGAUUUGUUUGCUCAAAAGUUUCCAACAGCAAAUAUUCAACAAUACUUUCCAGAUUACCAAGCCAAAGACAUAAGGAAAGCAAUGAGAUACUUUGAAAACAAGUUUCACAAUCAAAACAAAGUUCCAGGAAAGGAAAUCACAUGCCAUUUUACGUGUUGUACAGACACGUCGGCUAUGGGACUGAUUAUUAUGACAGUUCUGGAGGCCAUGGUAAAACUGCAACUCAAAACGUCUGGUAUGAUUAUCUGACUUGUAGAUAUAAUGGGGAAAAAUAGGUUUGACUGAUUAAUAGAAGCUCUAGUGCUUUGAUUUCAAUCAAGAAUGGUACUGCCUUGUGAAAUAGCCUCACUCAAUCAAUGGUUACUACAGAUAUAAAAAGAAAUAAGAGUAGAGGAUCCAUGCACGUACCAAGGUUUUAAUCAAUAAACUUCAAGAGUCUAAAUUAAACUAGAUUCUGUACUG
Batrachochytrium dendrobatidis JAM81 is the source of this 1305-nucleotide messenger RNA. RefSeq lists its product as uncharacterized. Gene Ontology annotation, biological process: adenylate cyclase-modulating G protein-coupled receptor signaling pathway. Gene Ontology annotation, molecular function: GTP binding; G protein-coupled receptor binding; G-protein beta/gamma-subunit complex binding. Lineage: Eukaryota; Fungi; Chytridiomycota; Chytridiomycetes; Rhizophydiales. Gene Ontology annotation, cellular component: heterotrimeric G-protein complex. The transcript has 8 exons. Bases 16 to 1092 code for a protein of 358 amino acids. The record is from RefSeq and is a predicted model, not a curated record.